CACGACAGUGAUGAGUGAAGAGUGAGAGUAAAAGACGGACAGCUUGCAAUGAAUCAAGAAUUUCACCUACCAUAUUUCCUUCCUUUUUAGCCUCUUCCUCUCUCACUCUCUCUUCUUCACACACCCAAUUUUCACUUUCAUUUCUCUUCAUCCUUUUUCACAGUAGAAUAGGCUGUAGUAACAGCAUAGGGGUUUGGGUUUCUUUUUGUCCUUUUUGUUCUGUUUCUUUGAGGCUUUUUCAGGCUUUUUCUCUGCUGUUUCUCAAGACUCAGACUGGGCUUGUUUGCCUUGAAAUUUGUGACCAAAAAAGAAUUCUCCCAAUACCUGUGUCAGUUGACAUAGGAGUUUUUGGGUGGGAAGAUUUUUCUUCUGAGGGGUUUACGCACAGACAUUUAGUGUGGAGGAAACUGAGUUCUGACAAUUUUGUGCACUCAAGCUCUCUGCAUUUUGGGAUCUUCAGAUUUUGCCUUUGCAAACACACUCUUGAGGAAUUUUUUUGAGAGACUUGUAUAGAAAUGACAGGUCCAAAUUGCAUGGAUGAAAAUGACUGUGGAAACUUCUUUGAUCAAAUUGAUGAUUUGAUUGAGUUUCCUCCUGACAAUGAAUAUGGCGAUGACAACCUUGUUGAAUCAGGCGAUUGCAACGAUUUUGCGUGCAUUUUAAAUGAUCCCUUGCCGGAUUCCGACCCCCUUUUCUUCAAUAGCAAAUGCAAUUCUGUGUCUGAUCUAUCCGCAGAGCUCUCUGUUCCGUACGAGGAUAUCGUACAGCUGGAAUGGCUUUCUACAUUUAUGGAGGAUUCAUUCUCUGGUGCGGGGAUGACUCUAGGAAAGGAGAACCUUCAUGUUGACAAGGAGCCAUCCCACCAACAAUUCCAUACCUCCAGUCCCGUUUCGGUGCUAGAGAGCCUCAGCACCAGCAGUAGCAGUUCCUGCUCAGUUGGAAAGAUUAUGCCUCUCGACCCAAGUCAGCGUGGUCCACAUUGUGCCCGGAGCAAACGUCCACGCCUUCCAACUUUCAAACCCCAAGCAGGGAUUCAACUUAUUUCCCCUUCAUCCUCCUUUAUAGAGGCCCCACAGCCAUUUGCCACUCCUAUCGUUUCCUCAGAUUCUGAAAAUUUUGCAGAAUCUCAACCUAUGGAAAAGAUUAUGAAACCGGUUAGAGCAGAGCAAAAGAAGAAAAGGAAAAUUAAAUCAUUUGUGCCUGUUGGUCCUAUGGAAGUGAAUCGAAACCCUCCAGCACAAGCAGUUAGGAAAUGCAUGCAUUGCGAGAUUACGAAGACUCCACAGUGGAGGGCUGGCCCAAUGGGUCCAAAAUCUCUAUGUAAUGCUUGUGGUGUUCGCUACAAGUCAGGCCGCCUUUUCCCUGAAUACCGUCCAGCUGCAAGUCCUACAUUUGUUCCAUUGUUGCACUCAAACUCCCACAAGAAAGUUAUCGAGAUGAGAACCAAGGGUGGGGCCGAAACCACUGCAAUUACCUCGACCACCAUCAAGUCAGAAUCUUUCUCGAACGCCUCCCUGUCGUACUAGCUAUGAAAGAAAGAAGUCCUUGUGCAAACUGUCGUCCUUAUUAGUCUAGUAUUAUUGUCUGCAGUUGUUUCAUUCCUAUGUUCAUUGGUUCUUUGUACAGAAAUGUAAUGUGGAGUGGGAGUAACAAUAGACCGUAUUAUAAUUCGCAGGGAGGAGGAAUGAGAUGAGAGAGUUCGGAAAGUCUAGUUGAUAAGUCGACUUUAGGACUAGGGUGAGCUUUUAGUCUUGUUUAGAUUAGUAGUUUUCUGAUCAGUAUUAUCUAUUUCUUAGUCUGUCUUGUUUACAUGUCAUGGAAUUCUUUUUGCAGUUAAUUUGUAGGAAUUCGAAAUGUUAAAAAUCUGAAUUAUGUUUUAUC
Molecule: messenger RNA, 1881 nt
Organism: Olea europaea var. sylvestris
Lineage: Eukaryota; Viridiplantae; Streptophyta; Magnoliopsida; Lamiales; Oleaceae
Product: GATA transcription factor 8-like
Exons: 4
Coding region: 516-1526 (336 amino acids)
Biological process (GO): positive regulation of DNA-templated transcription
Cellular component (GO): nucleus
Molecular function (GO): zinc ion binding; sequence-specific DNA binding
Source: RefSeq, a predicted model, not a curated record